Molecule: messenger RNA, 3474 nt
Organism: Parnassius mnemosyne (clouded apollo)
Lineage: Eukaryota; Metazoa; Arthropoda; Insecta; Lepidoptera; Papilionidae
Source: the annotation of a GenBank genome assembly
AAACUUAACGGCAUUUUAAAAUUGAGCAGCGUUUGAGUAUUUUGGCAUUAAUCAUUCAUUCGUUACAGUCUAUCAUAAGUCUAUUGCCGAAGCCUGCUACAUAAAUUUUCUAAUUAUAGCGAUAUUUGCCAUAGUUAUCGCGCUUGGCAGGCGAGGUACGACACCCACGGGAUGGUGUACAUAGGGUAGUGUAGGAUGGUGUACAUGGUGGGCAUAGGGUAGUGUACUAUACACAGUCGACUCUCGAUAAUUUGAAACUCGUUAAUUUGAAUCUCUCGAUAAUUUAAAAUUUUUUACCAGUCCCUUGAAAAAUACUCGAUAAAUUGAAUAAAAUCAAUAUAAAUCGGUCCCUUCGGUAAUUUGAAGUUGGAAGAGUAGUAUCUUGCCCGCCAACAUGCAAUAAUUUGAAGUCUAGGCUUCUCUCGAUAAUUUGAAGCGUUUAUCAUGCACAAACCCGUCGUUUGUUUAUAUACAUGUACAGACCUGUAAAUUGUUUAUAUAAAUGAGAGAGACUUCUUUUCAAAAUGAACAUUUGUGAAUAAUUGUGCAAAUGUUAUGAGUAUGUUAGGGAUGAAGCUGAAUGACAGAGUGAGAAAUUGUUUAAUAAGAGAAGAGUGUGGUUUGCAAGAUGAUGUUGUGACCAGGAUUAAGAAAGGAAUGCUUCGGUGGUUUGGCCAUGUAGAAAGAAUGAAUGAGGAAAGAGUGACAAAGCAAAUCUAUGUUGCAGAGGUGAACGGCAUAGUCGGGAAGGGUCGCCCUAGGCGAAAGUUUAUCGACCAAAUUGGCGAUAUAUUAAAAAUGGGCCAUAUCAAGAGUACCUUUAACCGACGAGCGCGUAUGCGUAGGUAUAUGGAUGUGGAGGAAGCGAGAGAGGUGUGUCAGGAUCGUGCCAAAUGGAAGUCCAUAAUCUCUGCCUACCCCUCUGGGUGACAGGCGUGAGUGUUUAUGUUUAUGUUAUGUUAUGUUUAAAAUAAUAAAUCACGAAUUUUGAUCAAACUCUUGUUUACUUGAUUUUUUCCUCCCUCCCUCUUUGUUAUCUGAACUCCUGUUAUUUUGAACUCUUGGUAAUUUGCAAUUUUUCUCUGGUCCCUUCAGUUUCAAAUUAUCGAAAGUCGACUGUACUUACACCUCUACUACAUAGAGAAAAUUUUAUCCAAUAUUUCACUAAAAAUUAUUUUAUUCUACUUAAAACGUUCACAAGUUUCUAUAACACAUAGACACAGUGAUAUGAGGAUUUAUUAUAAUAUAUUGUUACAGACUUCAAUUUCCUAACCUCAAUUGCUUGUGGGUGGGCCCGAAAAAUAAAAAUAUUUAUUUCCCAAUGGAGUUACUGGAAGUCGUACCUGGACAGGUAAUUUCAUAAAUAAAAAUUAUUUUUUUACCCAAUGGAUGUAUUGUAUCGUAUAUAAUUCUUGUCAGAGGUCUUAUAGGCGUUUUACAUUAUACAAUAAAAUAUAACAGGCGCUGAGGAAGCAGCUCAAUGAAAUGCAGUUGUCGAAAAUGGUUCGUGAAGCAGCUACUCCACCAAAUAUACGUAUGCAGAAGAUCGAAGAUGUUAUAAAGGAUGUGAGUAUUCGAAAAAUAUGUGUAAUGUUACAUCUUGUUCAGGUUGCUGGUUUCUGACUUUUCAUUAUUUUUAUUGUAUGUUCCAAUUGAAGCUCGAUUCUCGUUCGAAAAAAAACGUCGUGUAACCAGCAUGUCAACAAUUUUUUUGUUAUUUUGAGGGUAUUUUUUUAACUACUCCAUCUUAACAAUUUGCCGUCAAUGGGAACUGGAGGUGCUCGGUGAUCUUUUCCUGAACCCAAAAGUCUCAGAAAUCAAAGACGCUCCGAGGCUAUUAUUUAAUUUUCAUUUUAAAUUCCUUAUUUCUUUUACUUUUAACUUAUCGAUUUUUUUAUUGUAGAUGAACUACGCCAGGAGUCCAUUAUUCAAGGAAUUUGGUUUAUCUAUCUCUGAAAAAUUUUUACAAGUUGAGGCUAAGGUACUGCAGCCUCCAAAAUUGAUGGUUGGGGCAGGAAGAACAGUUGAUCCCAGGAGGGGUGUCUGGCAAUCCAAUACUGUCCUGCAACCAGAGGUUCUUGGGUCAUGGGGUUUUAUAGCCAUUGAAGCCGACCCUCAACAAAGUAACUUCAAUGGCAUUAUUGACAUGGUGAGAACAUUUUUUUUUCAUAAAACGUAACGACACUAGGAUUUUCUCAUGUAUCGUGCAGUUUACAUACAUAAAUUUCAAAACGACAAACAAUGGUGAGAACAUUGUAGAGAUAUUGUAAGCUGCCGAUAGAAAAUCUUAAUUAAAGUAGCUCUGUCUCACUCCGCGCUUUAGGUGUGAAAAUAUACCUACGCUGCGCGGCCCUGUAUGCGGGGCUAUUUCCGUGAGGUUGUCACGCGCCCGCUCGUGCUGGCUGAAAAAUUGUUUUAAUCUGUCAUAAGUAUUAAGAAAUUAAAAUAUUUUUGUAUGACUCUAAUCAGUAUUUAGGCACUUUUGAUAUUUGUUUUUCGCAUGUUUGUAAAUAGCAAAAAAUGUGAAACAGACAAUUGACGGCUCCGUGGUGCAGUGCUUUAGCAAUGAGUUGCAACGCUGGGGCGCGGGUUCGAAUCUCGCACGGAACAAGUAUUUGUAUGGCCUACAAAUAAUUGUUCCGGGUCUAGAUGUUUGUCCUUGUGCAAUUUAUGUUUGUUAACUGUCUCCACGAUACAGGAGCAAAAUCCUAGUGUGGGGGUAAAGUUUCUUUUUAACAAUAUAAAAACAAGUAAAAGAAAUACUAAUACAUUGUAUAACACCUCGGUGUAUUCUACUAUAUACCAACAAAUAUCAAAGGAUUCAAUUUGUUUUCUCACAACACCCUAACCCUACAGUAGAAGCGGUCUUAAAGGCGCGUAACGGGCUAUGUGAUACAAACACUCGCACAUAGACGCAUUCGCAUUUUGAUUUAAUACGCGCGCCGUAUAAUUUUUUUUUCGAAUAUGUAAACGGUAGACUAAUUUCACGAAGGUCACUUCCUAGGCGUGCAAAGUAUUAUGAACAUUAGCGACGUAGUAACUAACUUUAAACUCGCAAGUUUUCUAUCAGAGGGUGAUCCUUCUGUUCUUGUACUAUUAUUUAUUCUGUGAUUAUAGCAGAAUAUCAUAAAUUCAUAAAGCAUCAAGUUUUCCUUUGUAACGCUCAGCUUAAAGUGAUUGCAAUAAGGAGAAGUAAAUAAAUGCACAAAUGUAACAUUGAAAGUAGUCAUUGCAAUAUAUUUCAUUUCUAUUUUAAAUUUGCCACUAGAAAUCUAUACUCUAUACAAAUAAAUAAAAUUGGAGUGUCUGUUUGUAAUGUCAAAAUAACAGCUGUUUACCGAAUACAUUUGAAAGUAUACAGAAUGGGGUCCCACAUAUAUGCAAUAAAUUAAACCACAAGUAAUACUAGUCCAUAGAAGUGUAGAAAAAUUAAAUAUUAAUUUAAAACCCGUAAAAUAAAAAAGUGAAAUUUUC